Anoplopoma fimbria (sablefish) is the source of this 1875-nucleotide messenger RNA. It is a transcript of the gene ebna1bp2, whose product is annotated as EBNA1 binding protein 2. Gene Ontology annotation, cellular component: nucleolus; nuclear periphery; preribosome, large subunit precursor. The record is from RefSeq and is a predicted model, not a curated record. Bases 150 to 1106 code for a protein of 318 amino acids. Gene Ontology annotation, biological process: ribosomal large subunit biogenesis; rRNA processing. The transcript is spliced from 9 exons. NCBI's taxonomy places the organism in Eukaryota, Metazoa, Chordata, Actinopteri, Perciformes, Anoplopomatidae.
GCGGACUGUUGGUGCAACAUUCAACCCUCGUUACUCUGCGUCACUUCCUCCCCACGUGAAGCGCUCAGUACAUGUGAGGAACAGUGUUCCAUUCAUUUACAGCAGGUUUCCUCACGUUUAGGGACCACUAGAUCACAUAUUGUCAUCUUAUGAUCGUCGAUAGCAGGACUAUGGAGUCGGCAGAUGAGGAGUCGCUGCUCGGACAGGAGUCGGAUGAGGAGAACAGUGAACUAUCGGACGGAGAGCUUCAAGAUGCUUUUGCGAAGGGGUUGUUGAAACCGGGGAUGAACCUUUUGGUGGAUAAACCCAAAAAGUUUGUCAACAAUGUGGAGGGUUUGAAACAGUGCCUCGCUGACUUCCGUAGAGAGCUUCCCUGGGUGGAGAGGUUGGAUAUGACCAACCUGCCGGCUGAAGACAUUAUUUCCAAAGCUGAAGGGAAAGUUCCAAGUGCCAAAAAUGGAGAUGUCAAUGCAGAUGACGAUUUCCAGAGAGAGAUGUUUUUCUAUCGUCAGGCUCAAGCUACAGUUCUAGAUGCAUUGCCUCUCCUUAGCAAGCAUGGCAUAGCCACCAAGAGGCCUGACGAUUACUUCGCAGAGAUGGCCAAGUCCGAUCAGCAGAUGCAAAAGAUCAGGAAGAAGCUGAUCUCAAAGCAGCUGAUACUGGAGAAGUCGGAGAAGGCGAAGAAACUGCGCGAGCAAAGGAAGUUUGGCAAGAAGGUCCAAAUAGAAGUGAUUCAGAAGAGGCAGAAAGAGAAGAAGGCAAUGAUGACUGCUGUAAAGAAAUACCAGAAAGGAAUGACCGACAAACUGGAUUUCUUGGAAGGAGACCAGAAGAAGGGUAAAGAUUCUACUCCGGGCCCCAACAAAGCGGCGAACAAGAAGGGCCCCAAUGCAAAGAGAAAAUACAAGGACCAGAGGUUUGGCUUUGGAGGCAAGAAGAGCGGAAAGAAGUGGAACACCAAGGAGAGCCACAAUGAUGUUUCCAGUUUCCGCGCUAAAGUGGCUAAUGCAAAGGGCAGCAAGGGAGGGAAGAAAGGCGCCAAAGGAGGAAAACAAAAUAAACGCCCGGGCAAGUCUGUGCGCAAGAAGAUUAAGUCUCGCUCGUAAAAAACUGACUGAGGCUAGCUGGACAUUUACCGUGUUUCUAGGCAGGAAUUCCCUCACCUGCUCCUCAAGUCUCUCCACCAGGUGACAUUUAGGAGAAUAUGGGCUUUUCUUCUAAACUUUUUGUAUAACAUGCCUUCAGUAAAAUGUGUCUGGAUCAAUAUGGAGGACCCUUCAAGUCACACACACACAGAGAGGGAGACAUCUUGCGAUAUUGCUUCGGAAGCAGUUUGAAGGACAUGACUGGUGAAGAAAAGGUCUACCUUUGCAGAAAUGGCGAACCCAAGAGUGGACUACACAGAGCUACCCACACCACAAAAUUGUUUCCCGAAAAGAGAGUAUUUGAAUGUUAAGAGAAUAUAUUUUCUUCUUUUUUAGUUGUCCAAUUUGUCUUGUCUGUGGACAUAAUUAGUUUUCCAUAUACCUAUCUUAUAAGGUUUUUUAAGCCACUUGUCUACACCGGCCUCCUUGCUGUCUACACUGUGUGUGCUCUAUGAGUUUAGUAUUUUUUGUUUUAUUUUUUCUUACUCAGCGCCUUGACUCAUUUAUUCUCUCCCAUGUGACAUGACAUUUUAUAAUAUUGAGCAGCUGUUUGUUUUGCCCUUUCUCCUAUUCAUCAAUAUGAUUAGAAUGUCGUGGGCAAGUGUGCUUUGUAUAGACUUGGGCAAAUGUUGCCCUUGAGCUCGCUAAGAUGGGAAUGCUAAAGAGAAGCUUCUGGCGGUGACACCUGUAUGUUUGUAUGAAAAACAAAUAAAUCUGAACAACAAUUGCU